Messenger RNA from Phytophthora infestans T30-4, 4368 nucleotides. RefSeq lists its product as uncharacterized. Bases 1 to 4368 code for a protein of 1455 amino acids. The transcript has a single exon. NCBI's taxonomy places the organism in Eukaryota, Oomycota, Peronosporomycetes, Peronosporales, Peronosporaceae. Gene Ontology annotation, molecular function: protein binding. The record is from RefSeq and is a predicted model, not a curated record.
AUGGCUGACACGAGCGCGUCCAUCGAGACGCUGGCGAAUGGCGCCAUCGCGGCUGGGUGCCUUCAGGCCGUCAUGAGCAUGGUGCACCCGGAGCUAGUCAAGUUCGUGGCCUUCCAGAAGGAGCGCGUGGCCCGCAGCGACGCUGAGCGGCCUGCUGGCGCGUCCCAACGAGAGACCAACACUCUCGAGACUGCUAAUCUGAGUCCUGAACAGCAGACAGAUCUGUCGUUCCAGCUUAAGUAUCUACGACAACACUGGCACAGCCACUUGAGGUACUACGGACUGGACUCGGAGCUUCCGGGCGUCGUGCAGCGCGCGCUCAUGUACCGGAAUAAAGUGUCGCAUCAGAGCCAGAUGACUUUAGAUCAGUAUGAAGCAGCUAUCGCCACAUUUCAGAAACUCGCAGACAUUAUCGAGUGUAACUCGACCAUUAGACAACAGAUCAAAGAGCUAGUGACCAAGUUAUUGUCAUUUUCGUCUCUUGGUAAGACACAAUUGACCCAGAAUGAGGGAAAACAGGCAGGGUAUAAAGAUCAGGAGAGCAAGAGUGGCGAGGAGCAAAUAUUGAUGCCCCCCGCAGCGUCGCUGGAUCAGAUUCUACAGCACGAAUACCUUUAUGACGGAGAUGAGAACGAAGAGCCGUUGUGGAUGGACCUGAAGCUCAUUGGCAACGAUUAUUUCAAGGAAGGAAACUAUACUGAGGCCAUCGAAGCGUACUCGCAGGGUCUGGUAGUGUCACCGCACCAGGCUGUGCUGUAUGGCAAUCGAGCCAGGUGUUAUCUGAAGCUGAAGAAGUUUAGUCGAGCUCGGGAAGACGCAGAGAACGCAUUGGAAGCAGACAACUAUGAGAACAUGAAGUACUACAGGCUAUUAUCCGAAAUCUUGAUGAAAAUGAAGGACUAUGACGAGGCCAAGGAGAUCUGCGACCAAGGACUGAUGCUAGACCCACAAGAUAUGGUAUUAAAGAGUAGAAAACGCACAGCAGAGGCGAAGAUUGAAGAGGAGAAAGCUGCGUACGAGGAGGAGAAGAAACAGCUCGAACUGGAAGAAAGAGCGAGGGUUGAAGCAGCCAAUGCAGCGGCAGCGGCGAAAGCUAUGGAGGAUGCAAUCUCAGGCAAGAACAAGGCCAAGAAGAAGAAAAACACGGUUAAGAACCCUGUGCCCGAGAUGGAGUUAGUACCGAUGAUCAAUUAUCAAGAAGUGCCUGCGAAGUGGAUCGAGGUACACACGCGUGGUUCUCGACGCCUGGAGCUGUACCAGCAAGGCAUGGAGAGUCUGGUUGUAGCUGCGAAAGCUCUACUUCAAGUCACUGACAGCAUUGGGAAGCCUGGUAGAUCGAAAUUGCCGCUGGACGAGCUAGUUAACGAAGGCAUGAUAAACCUCCGUAAGGCUGGAGAAGCGGGUGUUGCUGAGGCGUGGUUCCGUCUUGGCGUGCUGUACAGUAGCAGUGUUCGCAAAGGAAUGCCGCUGACUGCUGACCCGCACAAGAUGCUGGGGUGUUUCCACAAGGCCGCAUCGCUGCGUCCAUUCAUCAAACCGCCGGGAAAUCGCGUGUUCCCGCACCAAGGCGUGGCUGAAGCGGAAAACGAAUUGGGCGUUUGCUAUCGUGACGGCAGACCAGCUUCUGUCGUGGAGGCAGACCCGACGAAGGCGUUCCACUUCUUCUUGAGGUCAGCAGAGCACGACUAUCCCUUGGGCCAGUACCAUGUUGCCAUCGCGUAUUCACACGGCUCUGGGACGUCUGUUAAUGCCUUUGCAGCGCGGAUGUGGACGUCACGCGCAGCCCAACACGGACUGCCCGAAGCCCAGCAGUAUCUAGCUCAGCUCUUCGAGAAGGGCUACGGAGGGAGACGAGAUGAGACGCAGGCGCGGGAGUGGUCUCUCACUGCGAGUCAGAACCGACUGACGGAUUUGCUGAUGAAACAUGACUUUGCUGACGUGGGUGUCACGGCGCUUGGGGGCGGUGCAAUAGCAGACAAGUUCGCUAGCCAUACUACUGCUUCUCAGCGAGGCAAAGAAGUGUUUCAGCAGUUCUACGACGCCUACUUGGACGAGACGAGUAACGGGGAGAGCGCGGUUGACGCUGUUGACAGUGAUGGAGACGAGAUCCAGAUCACCCGAGUGAGCUCGUACACGCCAAGCGUCACGUCUUCCUCGAGUCACAUGGGUCACAGCGGCAUUUACAGACCUGCGUCUGCUGUCAUCGACGCUGAGAUCCAAAGUCGCGCGCAGAAUGGGAACGUCACGGCGUGUAAAUAUCUAGAAUCGAACCGACUUGUGGGGAGUGCAAGUCAACUACUCGCGGCUGGGGAUGUUAAAGGCGCGCUACGAGACCUGAAGAAGGCGGAUUUAGUCUGGGAACGACCCAAAGCUGUGUUCACGACGACCGACGCUGCUGAUCUGCUGUUGAAAGUGCUGAAGGAAGCAGCUGUGAGUCUCCAGAUCAACCCUCGAGACAUGGAUGCGGCGUAUGUGAUUGGUCGGUGGGAGAUGAUGAGCGACGACGAGCGCAUUUCGCACUGGAAGCGAUGUGUGAAGCUGCAUCCGACCGAAGCUUCCUUUCAUUUUUACUUGGGCGCUGCGUAUCUGACGUGCAGUCGCUACAAUGACGCCAUGGACGCGAUGGAAGCAGCUCUGGCGAUUGAUAAGAAGAAACCGGACUGGCUGUACUGGUUCGCUGCGCCGAUGAUCGGCUUGGGGAUGAUCGAUCCGGCGCUGGCGGUCUUCAAAGAAUACGUCGAGAGCAAUCCUCCCGACGAGCGCUUCAUACCGGACGCAUACUAUUCCAUCGGCGCCUUGUACUUUAAGAAGUACGACAAUGCGAUGGCUACACUGUACCACGAACUGGGGCAAAUGGCCGAGUCGGUCUCCAUCCGCUUCCCUGCCUUCUACCCUCGAGUUCUCCACGAUACGCCCAAGGAAACGCUCCGCUCUGGUAUGAAGAAGAAUGGGUACAUGGAUUCAUCGGUGAUUGUGAGUAUCAUGGCGCAGAAGAUGAUCGAGUGCGGCUUCUGUAAGGCCAAGAUCAAGUCGACGCAGUUGCUGGGCCACAAGCUGACCAAGUGUCCACGACGCACUGUCUCGUGUCCAGAGUGCAAGGAGCAAAUGGUGUUUGACUCGCUCCAGCCUCACAGACAGUCACGACAUGCCAGCAGCACUAGUAGCAACGGGAAGAAGAAGAAAGGCAGAAAGAAGAAGAAAGGCGCUGCUGAGAAGAACGCGGACGCUACUAUACGUGCUUGUACUCCGAUUGUGAAGCCAAGUGGAGAGCUACAGCAGCUGACAGCACCCAAGUUCCACUUCGUGGGCGCCAUUGUUGACGUGACAGAAGGCAAGAACCACACGGUCUUGUCGCUGCAGACAGUCCUCAACCAGCGCUGGACGCUUCGUGUGGAUCACAACAGCUCACCAUCAAGUGCUCUGUCUGACGCUCCAAAGGCCCUUGAAGGAGCCCAAGUGGACAAUUCGGUGCUGGUGUUCUGGCGUCGUCCGCCGCCCCUGGAGAUGAUCGACCGACGAGCUCUCGCUGUACCGAUGCAGGGCGACGUGUAUGGGCAAGAUGUGGUCGUGUACGUGCUCAAGUGUUCGUCUCAGGCGCUGGCCUUCGAGUUGUGUCAGCUGAGACACAACAAGUACAUGGAGAAUGACUCGAUCUGUGCUAGCUGUGGGGAUCCCCCGUACUUCGGUGCGGGUCUGUCAGCGUGUGGAGCGUGCAAGGCAGUCAGGUACUGCACACGUGACUGCCAGCGAGCUCACUGGAAACGUGUCCAUCGUCACAUGUGUAAGCAAACUUCCUUACUGAGUUUCUGCACGAUGAUGACGGAGGACGUGACCCCCGAGGAGAGGGCUGGGAAGCAACCGACUGGACGACCGACCCAAGCGAAGAAGGACACUCCUCAGCCUCAGAUCGUGCGUGAAGAAGCCGUGUACGUCGAUGACACAGUGGAGAUCUUGCAGGGCAUCUUGCAGACGUCACAGUCCAGAGCGAUUGGCCCAGAACUGGCCGAGUACUACAUGCUGCCACCUCGGGACCCUACACGUCCCAAUAUCGUCGAAGGCAGCGUCCGAAUCUUUUCUCGAGCGAGGGAGUUUGUAGUGGAGUUUAGUAUUGGCUACUUGACCUCAGCACCGAACGUGCUGCAGCAGGAAGAACUGCACUACUUUUUCCAGAUCCCUCCGCACAAUCCCCUCACGUUGAAGUGUGACGGAAGCCAAGUCUUCUUACGGGACAGCAAGGUGGUAGUGGACGACGAGUCGGCAAGAGGCUUCCGACUGGUAAAGGAGAUGUCGCUCGACACGCACUCACUCGCAGCAGUCGCAGAGCUGCUCGACUAUCUGCUCUCGAACACGAACUUAUACCUAGCGUGA